AUGGGUAUCUUACGCACUGCAGCGUUGACCGGCCUCGUGGGCCUCGGCGGCGGUGUUGCUGGCGUCGGCGCAGGCAUGGCUUAUCUCUUGGGGGUUACGGCCGUCGUCCCUCUAACCAAGGACGACCAGGCGUUCAAGACCAGAACAUGGUCGCGAAUUAACCCGAGAAGCAACCCGGCUCUCAAGGAUGAUGUGAUCAGGGUCGUCCCGCUCAGCAAGCUCCGGCCGGAGCUGCGUAACGAUGAGAAAGCGCUCACUCUCGAGUUCUGCCGAGGCGUCUGGAGCCGGUGGGCAUUUCACAUACACAGCUUAAUCCAACAGCGCUACGAUAGACCGCCGGGAACAGACGACAAUCUCUGGCACACGUCUGAGCUGGCGGUCUCCAAGUUCAACAAAGGCUUGCGGUUCUCGAAUCAUUUCGAGGUCGUUGACAACUCCGGCAGCGAGAUCGUGGUUCGCUGCGGCGGUUCUCCCAUGGAGUCGGGCUUGCGCAAGUCGGAUGGCCUCAUCUUCCUCAGUGCUAAGAUCGACCCGGAGCAGCAACUUGCCAUCUUUCAUUUCAAGUCGGCGUUGUUCAGCAGCGGGGCACCCAAGGGGGAGAGCACGGCUCACUCACUCCCGCCCAAGGUCGUGAAAUUGCAUGAAUGGUAUUGUCGGAUGUUGUCGGAAAGCGCCAUGGCGAAUGUCAAAGAAUGA
Messenger RNA from Xylaria bambusicola, 696 nucleotides. RefSeq lists its product as uncharacterized. The record is from RefSeq and is a predicted model, not a curated record. Lineage: Eukaryota; Fungi; Ascomycota; Sordariomycetes; Xylariales; Xylariaceae. Bases 1 to 696 code for a protein of 231 amino acids. The transcript is spliced from 2 exons.